AUGUCACAAACACCUUCAGUCGUUGACCAAUCAGAAGUUCUUAAUGAAAAUCAAGCACCAGAGACUACUUUUGAUCACAUUGAUACGCUCCAGCAGUACAAUAUCAAUGCUGCUGAUAUCACUAAACUGCGCAACGGCGGAAUUAGCACCGUUAUGGCCGUUUUGCAAGGUCUUUCCGAGGUUAAAGUCGAGAAGAUCAAGGAAGCCGCUCAGAAGUGCUCAAAGACUGGUUUCUUAACCGCUGCAGAGGUCGCUAAGAAGCGUGAAAGCAUAUGCAACAUCUCCACUGGCUCGAAAGCAUUCGACGCUAUUCUUGGGGCAGGUGUUCAAUCACAAGCCAUAACAGAGGUAUAUGGUGAAUUCAGAACAGGAAAAACUCAACUCUGCCACACUGCUUGCGUUACUGUUCAGUUGCCCCAAGACAUGGGCGGCGCUAGUGGUAAAGCUGCCUACAUUGACACCGAAGGCACUUUCCGUCCAGACAGGAUCAGGUCAAUUGCGGCAAGAUUUAACAUGGAUGAGGAGGCAGCUCUUGAUAAUAUCACUGUUGCGCGCGCAUUCAAUUCAGAGCAACAGAUGGACUUGCUGAACACUCUGGCAGCUAAAAUGGCUGACGAGGGUGGCAUCUACAGACUGGUCGUUGUCGACUCGAUUCUUGCGCUAUUCAGAACCGAUUACAGCGGCCGAGGGGAACUUUCUGAGCGCCAGCAAAAACUGAAUCAGCAUUUGACACGUCUGAUUAGACUCGCUGAAGAAUUCAACGUCGCGAUUCUUAUCUCUAAUCACGUACAAGCUGAUCCUGGCGCCAUGACGACAUUUGCAGCAGCCGACAAAAAACCUGUCGGGGGUCACGUUCUCGGUCAUGCAUCCACAACACGCAUCUAUCUUCGCAAAGGCAGAGGCAACGAGCGCAUUGCAAAGUUGUCAGAUUCACCAGACUUACCUGAAACUGAAGCUACAUAUGCACUGGGUGUCGGUGGAAUCGAAGAAGCUUAG
Messenger RNA from Wallemia ichthyophaga EXF-994, 996 nucleotides. Its product is annotated as Meiotic recombination protein DLH1. Bases 1 to 996 code for a protein of 331 amino acids. Gene Ontology annotation, molecular function: single-stranded DNA binding; ATP binding; DNA strand exchange activity. Gene Ontology annotation, cellular component: condensed nuclear chromosome; nucleus. Gene Ontology annotation, biological process: DNA recombinase assembly; reciprocal meiotic recombination; chromosome organization involved in meiotic cell cycle. The transcript has 8 exons. The record is from RefSeq and is a predicted model, not a curated record. NCBI's taxonomy places the organism in Eukaryota, Fungi, Basidiomycota, Wallemiomycetes, Wallemiales, Wallemiaceae.